AAUUUUUUAUAUAUUAUAUAUUUUUUUUAUUUCUCAUUGGUACAGAAUUAUUUGUCAUCGUCGCCGAUGCAGAACAUCUCUUUAUGUAACGCAAGCAAAUAUGUAAUUGUUUAAAUAACGGCAGAGAUACAAGUUCUUAUGGGAUUUAUCAUGUGUGAUUAGAAACGACACGCUACAAGGAAGGCGUUAAAACAUGUUUAAGAGAUGUUGCACGGUGGGUACUCUCCGUUCAAUCCGGUCCCCGGCCUCCAUUCGAUUGUAUAAAAGCCAGUGGUCGAUGAUUGUCGCUGUAGUUGUUAACUCUUGACCGCAGUCUCGUCAGCCGGAGAAGUGAUUUCGCUUUCGCGCGUUUCUACAUUUUCGGACAUCGAGAAUUAUUAAUAAUAAUUUCAUAUCAUGAAAGGAUAUUUCCUGAUCCUGCUGACAUCGCUAAUAGCCUUGGCACUCGCUGCCGAAAGGUAUCCCGUAAAGUACGACGAUGUGGAUGUGGAGAGAAUUCUUCAAAAUAAUCGUGUCCUGACAAAUUACAUCCGGUGUAUGUUGGAUGAAGGACCUUGCACGGCCGAGGGCCGUGAAUUAAGAAAAACUCUGCCGGACGCUUUGUCGACCGGUUGCACCAAAUGCAACGACAAACAGAAGACUGUGGCGGAGAAGGUGAUAGGUCAUUUGAAAGCAAAACGGUCCAAGGAUUGGGAGCGUCUCAUUGCCAAGUACGACCCGCAUGGCGAAUACAAAAAGCGCUACGAGCGAUCGUAACUUCUUACUGUAAAAUAUCUCAACGUUAAUUGUUAUUAAAAACUCUCAUGUCAAAAUUAAGCAACGAUAAUCGCAAGAGAUAGAAUUCACUGCGACAUGCACAUCGAUACGACACGCACAUUCUCUCUCUCGUUACUGAAAAUAUUGAUGUAAUACGAUGAUGUAUUCGAAUGGAAUCCGGUUAAAUGUACAAACACAGGAUUUAGUGAAGGUUUCACUUUACUUACUGACUCAGCACUCUUCGCGAACACGCGUGAGGAAUGUGACUCCUUACCUGUUCCCUAGAGAUUAUUCUUGCGAUUGGAAGAGGCGUAAUUGAUAUUUCUUGUCGUCAUUAAAAUCGUUUUAUAUCAUUAAAAGUGUAUUCAGUGUUUUGACAAUAAAUAUACACAUAUCAUUAUCGUGAAAC
Messenger RNA from Ooceraea biroi (clonal raider ant), 1165 nucleotides. RefSeq names its product chemosensory protein 6 (gene CSP6). NCBI's taxonomy places the organism in Eukaryota, Metazoa, Arthropoda, Insecta, Hymenoptera, Formicidae. The record is from RefSeq and is a predicted model, not a curated record.